Molecule: messenger RNA, 15847 nt
Organism: Apis laboriosa (Himalayan honeybee)
Lineage: Eukaryota; Metazoa; Arthropoda; Insecta; Hymenoptera; Apidae
Gene: Bruce
Product: baculoviral IAP repeat-containing protein 6
Exons: 51
Coding region: 47-14197 (4716 amino acids)
Biological process (GO): regulation of cytokinesis; apoptotic process; negative regulation of apoptotic process
Cellular component (GO): nucleus
Molecular function (GO): ubiquitin conjugating enzyme activity; protein binding; cysteine-type endopeptidase inhibitor activity
Source: RefSeq, a predicted model, not a curated record
UGUGAUGUUCGCGCAUUAGGCAAAUUUUUUGAGAAUUGUAAUCUAUAUGAGCAAAAUGGCUGAUGAUGAUCCAUGGUUAUUAAAGGAAGACGGUUACUUAAAUGUGGAUAUUGAAUGUAAAAGUAUAAUCUAUCAUGCUAAUCUAAAUGUGUUACUAAUUACCACUGGCAGUGCGCAAGUAUAUGUAUUUGAUGUCAACUCAGGAGUAAUUUUGCAAAAAAGUUCUUUAUCUGGAAAAUUAAAUGGAAAACUUCAAGGGACAUAUUUAUCAAAUGGUGUAGAUAAAAUAUUAUAUACUGAUGGAAGAGGAAUUGGAGUACGCAGUGAUUAUAAUGGAGUACUCUUUUUAGACACACUUUUACAAACACCUGUUUCAAGAAGUGAAGAUAUUAUAAAAUUAGAAUUAUUGUUUUCUGAAGCUACUUUGUUAUAUCAGUGUCUACGAUGUGUAGAGUUACCAGGUAUAGAUCAUGUGCAGGAAGUGAAGGAAGAAUUAAUAAGUAAAACUUUUGUAAUAGAAGCAAAUCAAAAAAAGGGAAUUAAAGCUCAAAAGUGGAAUACGGUAUGUUUGGAAUUACCACAUAGUUCUUUGAAACUUGUGUGCUCAGGAUUAGUAACAGAAUUGAAAAGAUUAAGCCGAUAUAUUCCAGCAUUGCCAAUUGCUUCUGCCAUUAAUGAACGACUAAAUGGCCUAUUGCCAGGUCUGCCAUUAGAAGGAGAUCCUGCUGACAAAGCAUUAAUGUUUAGUGAAGCUACCCGCCGAGAUACUUUUUCAAAAUGGCCACACAUGAAUUACAAGUGGGCUUUACCAGAUCAAAUGGCUCAGGCUGGUUUCUAUCAUCAACCAAAUGCAACAGGUGAUGAUAGAAUAAUGUGCUUUACAUGCAAUGUUUGUUUAGUUUGUUGGGAACCAACAGAUGAACCUUGGUCAGAACAUGAACGCCAUUCUCCAGCAUGCCCAUUUGUUAAAGGAGAAUAUACGCAAAAUGUUCCUUUGUCUGUCAUCCUUGCUACUGCUCCUGCACGCGAGGUUGGUGAUACUGUAGAUGUGAUUAGCACUACAAAUGUCAGUGGUCUUGUAGCUACAGCUUCUAGCAGUGGUUUCAUUAAUGUCUGGAAUGUAACAAAUCAAUUAAAGAGGGAGGUAUCAUUUUAUGUAGCUCCUAUAGAUCAAGAAAUAAAUAAUAAGGACUCUAUUCAAUUUGGUUCCACAAGAAAUUUGUCAUCAUAUUUAAGGACACUUAAUUCCGAAACAGAUCCUCUUUCUGAUUAUAAGCAUCCAGGUUCUCAUAAAGUACAGGUCACAGCAUUGUCUAUAGUAGGAUCUCCUAAAUCUCAAAACAGUGAAACAAAAACAUCUGGUUCUACGCUUUUACCUGUAGAGACAUCGGACUCUAAAAUCAGGCCAUGUGUAGUGUGUGCUGUUACUGUGACAGUUAGUAAUCCAUCGCAAUUAAGGACUUUAGAAAAUGUGUGGGCUGCUUCAACAGAUUUAGCUUCAUCAUCAUCUCUUGUUCGUGCAAUGAACAGUGUAAAUAGUGCUGCCAGUGAUACUUUAGAUAUAAUGAAAGUAGCAGGUGAUAAAUACACACCAUCAAGAUUGCACUAUUUAGUAUUUUAUGACUUUCACCACAAAACUGCAACAACACAACAAAUUAAAGAAGAUAAUACUAAGGAUAAUACUAAGGCUAAAAAGACGUUAUCUGGAACAGGCACUAGUGCUAGCUCAAAUGGAGAACGUCAAGAAAAUUUAUAUCAAGAAUUCUUGGUUGGUAAAUUUUUUUAUGAAGUUCCAGUAAUAGAAGAUGUAGAUUCUGAUGUAGUUGGUCCACAUUUUGAUGGUAUUUUUCCAACAUCUGCCCUUACUGCAUCAUCUUCCAAUGGGAUUUAUUCAAAUCCAAUUGGUAUCACAGUACCUCCAACAUCAAGUUCAUUUGAUGCCAAUUUUAAUCCUAUUAAUGGUCCAGAACAUUUUGCAUCAACAUCUGAUUUAACAACAGUCAACAAAAAAAGUUUGGAUAUCAUGAAAAUUACAAAGACUGAACCAAUUGUUGUAAAAACUUUAUCUAUUGAAGCUCCUGAUUUUGUUAAAAUUACACAUAUUGAAUCAUCUAAAGAUGGAAGACAUUUAUAUGUUGCUAUGUGUCCUAUAACUGAUAACACAGAUUCGUUAAUUUCAAAUAAUAAUCAGAUGGAUAUUGAUGAAGAUAGUGAAUUUUUCCCACAGAAAGGUUAUGUGUAUUGGGACCAUAAUGAUACACAAUCUGAUAGACUAAUAAAUGGUAAAAUACAUGAUGAUAUAAAUAAUAUGAAUACCAUACUACUUGUAUAUGCUUUGGAUUUUUCGGGACAAGUAGUAAAGAUAUUUUCUGAACCAGUAGCAAAACGAGAAUUAUCUGCAGAUGAAGCUCCUGUUGAACAUGUGUUUUUACCUCUUCAAGAGAAAAAUAAAUGUACAUUAUCUGGUGAAAAUUUUAGUACAAGUUCUACUACUAAUUCAAAUAUAUCAGAACCUGUAGGACAAGUAGCUUUAAUAUGCAGAGAUGGUGUUAUCAGAGUAUUAAAUUUAAAUUCAUUGAAAACUAUUACUGAGGCAAGAAUAGAAGGAAAAAAGUUUGUUUCUGCAGCCUAUUGUAAUAGUUUAGAAAGAUUGUGUGCAUGUACAAGUGAUGGUGCACUUCAUUUUUUUAUUACUACAGAUGAAGAAGAUUCUAUAGAAGAUAAGGAAGAUAUUGAGGAUAUUAAUAUGAUGACAAAUGAAGAAAAUAGUAAUAAAACUAUAAUUCCUAGUACAUCAACAUCAUCUAAUUUUCAAGAUCAGUUAAUUGCGCACAAAUUAAGUUUUUCACAUUCGGAUUUAUGUGCUUUAUAUGAAUUGACACGAUUUGAUCAUCAUUCUCCUGCAUAUGGUGCUACUGUUCCUCCUUGUUGGAAUGAAAUGAUGCAAGCUCAAAGACAACGUCGUCAUCCGCAACAUUUUCAUCAAUCAGAAGGUCAGCAUCAUACAAGAACAUGGCGUUUACAUAAUGAACGAAAUACUUGGGAUGAACAUAUAUUUGAAUUAACUCUUCCUCGAAGUGCAGCAGGACAUAUUGGUCAUGUAGAUGUACGAUAUAGUUUACAUUCAGUUUGUCAAGAAUUACCUUCAAUUCAAAUUACUUUACUAAAGCAAAAUAUCAAAAGAAUUGGUCAUCAUGAGCCUUUAUUAACUCCUGUGGAUGAAAGAAUAGAUUUUAAUAUAAGUAAUGAGCAAAAAGGAGAAAAUCCUGUGAUCACAGAAGAGUUUCAAAGGCAACAUAAUACAGAAAUUUUAUGUGGACCGAUUGAUUUACAUCGCAGUUUAGAUUUAUCUUGGCGUGCUGGUUGUGUUACAUUAACUAGUCCAAAAUUAUUUCGAUCUAAAGCCAGAACGCUUCUUGUUCAUAUUAAGGCUCUAAUUGAUCCUACAAAAGAUAACACAACAACAAAAUCAAAAACAAAUUCAUCAGACAACAAACCUCCUACAUCGAAAAAAUUAAGAAUAGUUGAAGUACGUCGAUUCGUAGAAGGUGCAAGUAGUAAGAAAUUAGAUGGUUACAUCGGUUGUGAUUGUAUUUAUGAGGUAUCAAUUACCGUUCGAACGGUAUAUCCUACUAAUAUACCAAAUGAAAGAACUCAACGAUGCGCCAUGUUAGAAUCUAAAAAUUGUUUUGAAAAUUUAUUAAAUGUAGCUUGUUUGGAGACAUCUGAAAAGUCUCCCAUUGUACAAUCACUUGCAUUAGAUAUUCUCGUGUGGAUAGCCUCUAUUAGAUUAACGAGGUUGCGUAAUUAUCAAAAUAAUACUGAAAUAAAAGCUUUUCAAUUGGAAACAAUUCGUUUGGUACAAGCACGAUUAUCUAAUUUAUUAAGAACUUGUCUUUUGCAUGCUGGUCGAAGUAUAGCGCACAAGUGUAUAAAAUUAAUUAUGCUUUGUAAUAUUGGUUUUUAUAAUUUGGAAGAUCCUCCACCUCAAUCUUUCGAUGAAGCUUUAGUAUCUGUUUUAGUAACAUUAUUACCUUCGAUAGUAGAAGUUGAAUGGGCUGGUUCACUACGUUGGUUACAAUUAUUAAUUAAUAGAACUUUGUUACGAGAUAGAAAUCACAGUAUUGCUCAACAAUGUAUUUCUUUAAUACAACAAAUAGCUGCUGAAAUAUCAAAUCGUGUAAAUCCAUAUCAUUUAUUACUAGCAACAAGAUUUGGUCUAUAUAAUUCUCCAUUUGAGACCGAAUUAUUCGACUUGGAAUCGCCGAUGCCUCCUAAAUACAGUCCAAUACCACCUACAUAUGUGUCAGCAGUAGCUAAUGAACAGACAGGACCAUCAACUGCUUCAUCAAGUUCUAUGUAUUCUCAGGAUGCUAUUGAUUUGAGGGACCUACUUACACUGCCUACACAUCCAACUAGUGAACUUGUGGUGUCUAGCAAGUUGAAGGCUUUAUGUGCUAAUCACAAUAUGAAGGGACUUUUAGAGGUUGAACCCCUUCAUUUUACUUGUCUUGCUGCUUCUGAUGGUACCAAAAUGGAAAAGAUUGAUCCAUGUAUGAAUACAAAUAAUAUUGGAGCUCCUCUUUAUGAUAGUACAGCUACAAACAACAACGGUGUACCUGACAUCAAAACCAUUCAUCAUACUUAUAACUUGGAUGCUGGAUCGCUAGGAGCAGAUAUUCAGGCUAAGCCAACACCUAUGUUAAGUGAUCUACUUAGUCUAUGUACAGGAAGAAUGUUAAAGAAGCCAGCUCCACAACUGAUAUUCACACCUGAUGAUCAAUCAGACUGUGAUGAAGCUAAUGAUAUGCCUAUCAACAAUCAGACAUGGCAUAAUACACAAAAUGAUAUGCCUACUUCACGUAUAUUAAGUUCUACUGUAACAAAAGAAAAGUCGUCCGUACAAAAUAUCAAUACUACUGUAAACAAAAUUGAAGACAGCAAUUCUAAAAAGCGAAAAGAAGUUACAUUUCCAUGGGCAAGAUUAUUAUGUUGGCCACCUCAGCAGGCAUUGGUAGUUGAUAGAAUGCAUUCCGGUGCACGUCGUUUUGUUAUCCUCGAUUUUGGAUCACCUGUAUUGCUUACGGAUUUGAUUAUUCCUUGCUGCAGUGAUUUAGCAUCAUUAUCUAUAGAUAUAUGGACAAAAAAAGAAGAAGUUGAUGGUACACGACUUAUUGUUGCUGGUGAUAUUGGAAAUAGAUCUUUAGUUGUAUGUGAUCUUCAGCCACCACCAGUUUGUAGAUAUCUAAAGAUUAUAAUCAUAGGUCGCUAUGGAAUGUCUCCUACUAUGUGUAAAAUUCCAUUAGGAAUUUUUUAUGGGCACAUGAUGGUUUUACCUGGAGAAGAUUAUGCGGAAUUAAAUAGUAGUUUAUCAACUUGUGACAACACUUUUGAUUCUAAUAUACAAGCUACUAUUGAUACACAAUGUAAUAUUUUAUCAGCUCUUGCAGAAGAUGUACAGUGCAGAUUUAGCCUAGCUACUGAAAAAUUAAAAUGCCUACUGGAUCCACUGUUGUGUUCAGAAACUACUAAUGUUAUGCAUAUGCAACACUAUCUUUCUUUUAGUAAAAUACCUAAUGAAAAUAAAGAACAACCAUCUGCAAAAAUAUUAUCUACUUAUCAAGAAUGUAUAAUGUUUCAACAUCAAUUAAAUGUUGUACGUGGUGUAUGGAGACGAUUGGAAUCAUGGAAAGGUUCUCAAACUAUACCUACAAUGUCUUUAACUAAUGCACCUACUGAUAAAUUGCGAGCUUUAGGAGAAACUUUACUCGAUAUUCUCUUAUUUGCAGUAUAUGAAAUUGGUCCAAUACCUAGCAUACCAUUAUCAAUAUGUGAUGUUUUUACACCAACUGUCUGUGAAAAAUUUUUUCAUUCGAUUUGUGUUGUUACACCAGCUCCGCGUUUACAGUUACAGGCUGUCGCUCUUUUAACGCGUAUGGCUGGUCAUCAACCUUGGUGGGGUAAUUUUUUAUCUAAUGUUUUAGUUAAUCUUUAUUCUUCAUCGUCUACGCACAUAUUUCCACAAGAUAGAGUAUUUAUUUUAUUGACACUUCUUGGACGUAAAUCGUUGAUUGCUGGGGUUAAUAGAUCUUCCGUAAUAGAUGCCAUGGUUCGCACAUUAGGCAAAUUAUUAGCACCAUUAUCAAAUCCUCAAGCAUCCGAUAUAAAUCACUUAGAUAUAACACUUAUAGGCUGGGUAUUGCUUUUUUUGUCAGUAUGUUUGGAUACUAUAGCGAUUCCAUCUACUUGUUUGGAAGAGAAUAGUGAAAAAAAUAGAGAACAAGGUUUAUUAUCUCGUUGGGAAUUUAUUCAAGGCGAAUCUGCAAUGCAAAGGAAAUAUGGUAACGCUAAUCGUUCUCCAGCUUGUAGUUAUCGUAAAAAAUUACAGAAAUUACAUCAUAAGCAACAACUUCAAGAAUUAGAGCAAGCAAAAAAAGCAUUUCAUACAUCAUCACAGGGAUGGACUAAUUUAUCAUCACAUACUGCUUCAUUAUGUAGUAAAAUGAAAGCUACAUUGAAAUCGCAUGAGCAAUUCUUUAAAAAAACGUUAAAACAAAAUUCUGCCAAGCACUUCAAAGAUAUCCUUGGUAUUCGUAAGAGUGAUACACAACACAGUUCGCGCAGUUCGCAAUCACAAGCAAAUACGAGUUCUAGCAAAUCAGAAGCAACAGAUUUGGAUGUUGAAUAUAUAUCUAACUUAUCACAUCAGCAUGUUCUGCCUGUGGCACGUGGACUUAUUGCUCUUAUUUUGUAUAAUUCUGCUAAUGUGGAUAUGUUCCUAUUAGCUUGCAAAGUAGUCGCUAGGCUAGUGAUAUCUACACGUCCUGCAAUUAGCUUGUGUGAACUUAUGAGUGAAGAACAGCUCCUAAAAUUAGUCAGAUUGGCGGGUACCUCUGAUGCGGCCUGGUCUUCACAUGCAGUUUCGUGCCUUUUACAGGAUUUAUUAGAAGGCGGAAAAUUAACUCCAAAAACAUGUUUUACUGCUGAGGGUCCUUCUGUAGUGAAUUUUAUACCUCUUGUUACGGAGAAAGGUCGAACACCAGAAGAAGAAUAUAGUGCAAGUGCUGCUGAAACAAGUAAUACUGCUGUUCCACUUGGUAAUGAUGAAGGAUUUGCUGAAGGUGAAGGAGAAGAAGAUACUCAAGAUAGUAGUAUAAUGGUGUUAUCUGCAACUGCUUCAACAUCAAAGUCUAAUGGAUUUUUACCUUCUCUUUUGGAGUCUGAUGAUAGUGAACUUGAAGAUUUCUUAGAUGAUAUUUUAGAACGUGGUAGAAAUACCUUAAAGAAAGGACAUCCAUUACCUAAAAAUGUAGACAUAUCUGGAAUUUCUUUGGCAAUGGAUGCAAGAUUAGAAUAUGGAGUAGAAAUGGGGAUAGAAUUAUCAUUAAGAAUAUUGUCCAUGUUCAGCAUGUAUAAUUUACCUUAUAGUAUAAGUACCACAAUACAUGUUCCAUCAGAAUCAAAUCGAUGUUCUCAACAAUCAACGCCAAAAACAGAAUCUAAUUGGAAUGAGAGAAGUCAAGAUGUUUGGAAUUCACCUGACACAACUUCUUCGAGUUUAUUAAUGUUAACGAGGUGUUUUGACAAAAUAUUUACAGAAUUAUAUUUACAGAGCGCGGGAACAAAUUUGGAACUUAUUCUUCAGCUUUGGUUAACUUUAAAUUUAGAUGCUUCUUCAGAACAAUCUAAUUGUUUAAAUCAAUUUGAUCCUUCACUUUCACCUGUUAUACCGUUGAGUUCAACAGCUAUUUCAAAUCUUAUAUCUGCAUUAUGUUGGCAUCCGGGUGUUUCUUUACGUGCUUGGUGUCUUGCUCUUCGAUGUUUAACUUUGGCAAGUAAUCAACCAUUACAGACAAAUCCUGCAGAGGCUGCAAAUAGUCGUCAACCGUUAGAUGGUCUUCUGGGUGGUAUGGCCGGAUGCAUUGUAAAAGAACGUAAUAUGGGUCCUAUGCUUUUGCGUUUACUUUCUGGAAGUGGAUUAAAUGUUAAUGCUAUGGAUAAACAAUAUAUAAUGGCUGGUCCUACUGUUUGUCAAGCACUACAAUAUUUUCUAGUUAGAUUAAAAAUGAGAUGCGAUGUAAUUAUGCCUGAUAGUUCUUUAGGAAAUGCAUUAAAAGAACUUUUAUUAUGGGUGAUAUAUCAACUUGUACAACCUGGUGGUGCACUUUCUGCAAGAAGAGGGCCUUUAGACGCACAAUAUAAACUUAUAACAUCAUUAACGAAUUUAAAUUUUGCUAAUACAGAUUUAGGAACUGCAAUGAGUAUAACAGAAUGCGUCGGAGUAUUAGUUUCUACAUAUGUUAGAGGUUCUGAAGUUGGAGCUCAAUGUGGUGGAACUGGCGAUUUAACAAAUUCAUCUAGUGGAUUCGGGAGUUUAUUUGCUUGUGUAUUCGGUGGACAUACCAGACAAGAUUAUCCCACUUCAUGGGACACUUUAGUCGUAGCACUUAUUAAAUUAGUAUGUCGACUUAUUCAAACACCUUUGCCAGAGACUUGUGCAUGUCGCUCUGAUGGUUCAAUCAGAAUAGAUUUUUCUGAAACAAAUUUCGAUACAAAUACUGAUAUUAAUGAUACUCAAAUGAAAGUAAAUAUUUCACAAACGGAUGAAAGUAAAGUUGCAGAGCAACAAUCUUCGUCUCGCUUACAACAAUGUGCAUCUAACAAACCUCGUAUGCGAUGUGUUGCAGAUACUGUUUUGCAACAUGAACCUACUAUGAUGCGAUUGUUAGGAGCUUUAGGUCAUAGUACAGGUUCAUCUUUAGCUAUGCUCCUAGGCGAGAGUGCUGGUGCAGGAACAGCUACUGAACUCGGUGAUCCUGCUUCGAUACCAGAUGCUACAUUCCAACUUUUGACUACUCUUACUAAAAAAGCAAGCAAUCGUAGUUUAGUUCUUAAUCCACUUUACCAAUAUCUUUCAUCCUCAUGUGAGCAAAGAGAAUUAAAUCGACAAUUGGGUAUCAUGCAAUUAUCCGAGCCUCUUCUUUGGUAUAUCUUAAGAGUUUUAGACAAUGAAGUAUCACUGGCAAUGUUCACAGCAAUGGGUGGAGUAAAAGUACUUUGUGAAAAUUUAGUAAAAUCAAGUAAUAAUGGAAAUGCUAACUCUGUUUCUCCUGGUGUGAUUGCGUUGGUAAUGGAACAUCUUUCAAAUGUUCCUAACGUACUACCAGUAUCUUCUUCAAGUAGCAAGAAAUCUAUAAAUACACUUGAGACUUAUGAAGAUGGAUUGUUAAACUUUGCUCCUUUGGGUAUAAUAUCUUGGUUUAAUCCUGCUGCACAACCAGCAGAUGUUCUUAUACAAAAUUCUACACCACAUAAACGGGCAAGGACAGCCGCGUGGUUAUAUCAUUGUUAUCCUGAUGAAGCUUGGGUUGAUCUUGCGAUUACUUUACCUUGUGCUAUAUUAUUAAGAAAAGUAGAAUUGCAACCACAUCUUACAUCUUUAGCUACAUGUCCAUCGGCUGUAGCUAUAGAAGUUUCAAGAGAAAGUAAUAGUCCUUUAACACCUGUUUGUCCACCAAUGCCUACGGCAGGUUUGACAUUUAUACGUAUCACUCUGUCACAACCAGAAGUGGCAACAUCUGUACUUGUACGAUUAUAUAAACCACGCGAUUCGAGAAGUAUAAGUUUAAGUCAGAUUAGGUUAUUAGGUACUACAGCAUUCGGUGAAAUAAAAACGAAUCAUGAUACAAUAGACGAAGAACAACUUACUAAGACAAGCUUGGGUUGGUUGCGAUUAUUGCAUCAAUGCCUAUCCGUAAGCACAUUAAACAGUAAUCUUGCUGUUAAAGUGCUUAAUUCUGCAGCUUCAGUUGAAGGAUUGGUUGAGGCAUGUUGUAAUCUUCUGUUACUCCCAGCACCAUCUCUUUUUACUCCCAAUUUGGAAAGGGUACUUUUGCAAUUAGGCUUACAUUCUCAAGAGCUUGGACUUCGACUCAUUGGUCUUUUACUUAACAACAGGUCUACCUUUUUCUUUCAAGGUGCUGUAACUACUCAAGAAACAUCAACCGUUCAAUUGGUUGUAGAAUUACUUCAACAAUUAUGUUCAAUUCAAGAUUCUUGUACAGAAGCUCGUAUGACAGCGGUGCUUUCGUGGCUUCAUGCAUCGGCAGUAAAUGGAAUUUCUCGACCCAGUAAUAGUCCUAAUGCUAUUAAUCCACCUGCUGUAUAUAUUCAUUGCGUAUCUUCCAUUAUAUGGGAAGCUCAUCAACAACAAAAUCUUAAUUAUGAUUUACAAGCUUUAUUGACAGAUGAACUUUUUAAUGCUUUAUAUCAAUGGACUUUGAUUUUGGGAACGAGUUCUGCUUUAAAACAGGCGAUUGAUUCUGCUUUGUGUGCAUUUUGUUAUGUAAGACCUACAUUGUUUCCUGUGCUUCUCCAAAGAGUACGAAUUUUGGUACCCAAUAAGGCUACAGAUCAUUCUGCAUCUAUAUCUGAUGAUCGCAAGGAAAGAGAAGGACAAACAGAUGAUAGAAAAAGCGAAUUUAAUGGCGAAGAAUGGUAUUAUCGUUAUGUAUUAUCAGAAUGUAAGCGAUUAAAUUUAACAGAAGGACAGUUGCUUACUGUAGCUGCAGCUGCUCGAUCUCCGUCGGGUAUAGAACAAUUAAUUGAUUCUGGACUUCCUGCUUCGUUGACAAUGUUAAUUACUGAUUUUUGUAAUUUGGAAAAAACACGACAAGAACAACCUCAAAGUAGGAUGUCCUCAAUGGAUAGUUGUCAGAAUAACACUUUAGAGGGUUUAACGGAUAAUGAUAAAGCAAGUGAAAUGGAUACAAAUAAUUAUUAUGGUGGAUUAUGCAUGACAGAGCCAGAAAGUAUAGCGAUAGUGUUAGAAUUUUUAACACUUGUAUGCUCGGAAGGUAAAAUGCGUGAUUGGCUUGGAAAAGAAGGGUAUGGAUUUUGGUUACCCCUUCUUUCUCUUCUUAGUAAUCGACCUGUAGAAAAUCCAUCUUUAUCCUCUUUGAGAUGUUCCAAAACAAGUGUUUCAUAUGCAUCGUUAGAAAGUGCAAUGAUUAAAUUUUUAUCCAGAUGUUGUUGGUGUCAUCUCGAAAAUCAAAAGUUAUUAGCCGAAUUAUUAACAGAUGUCAUUUCUCAACAACGAACGACUUCAAAUAUACGCUAUCUUCAUGGAAUUUCGGGUUUCACAAGGCGAUUAAUUUUGCAAUUAUUAUUGGAAGGUGAAAAAGUAUUAGUAUCCGUAACUUCCGAUGCACCUAUGAAAGUUUCAAAUACAGCAGUCAAUUAUAGUUUGUUGUCCAUGCCACCACAUCCAGCUCAUCCGCUUGGUCAUUAUCAUCAAUUAUUGUAUAUGUCUACUCAAUCAACUGUUGCAGAUAUAUUACAACAAGUCUCUGGUACUUGGCUUUUUCUAUUGUUGCCAAAUACAUACAAAAGUAAUGAAACUGGAACGAACAAUAAUCGCUCUAGAGAACUUUGGGAAUCUGGUAUGGCCUUUAUAGUAGAUACUCUUAGUGUAGCUGCUGGAAAUACAGCGAAAGACAAAAGAGCUAAAGAAGCAUCUAAUAGGUCGCAAGCUCGUGGUCCUAUCAUAAGAAAAUCACGUGGGAAUUCUGAUGGAGCAGCAAGUACAAGCAAAACAUCGACUAAUAAUGUUCAACAAAAUUCUACCAAUUCUACUAAUCAACAAUAUUUGAUACAUUCAUCACGUCCAAAUACUCCUUUACCACCACAAUUGACCAUUGCCCAAUUGUUAGCUAUAGCCGAAGAUAGUGGAAUAUCUUUAUCAGAACCUUGUUUGCAUCUUAUAUUGCGCCAACGUAAUAAAGACUCAAAAGAGGAUGUAUCGAAACAAAAUGACAGCGAGUUAUUAAAUUAUAGAAGCAUAGAAAGUUCGCUAGGCGUGUUUAGUGCCGGUGGUGGUUUAGCGGUAUUAGCACGAUAUUUGCCGCUGGUAUAUCCAGAUUCUAGACCACCACCCGUCCCAUUACCCUCACCAGAAGAAACAUUUAGCCACGAAGAAUGGGUGAAAUUAGGGAUUAGCGAUUACGCUAUUGAAAUUAUAGAAGAAAGUGGAAAUAAUUCUUCGCCGUGUGCAUCUUCACCAGCUGCUUACGUUCCUCCACAUUCUCUUGCUGCUUUUGGAUUGUUCCUUAGACUUCCUGGUUACGCAGAAGUAUUAUUAAGAGAUAGAAAACGAGCUCAGUGUUUGUUACGCCUUGCUUUAGGCGUUUCAGACGACGGUGAAGGUGGAGACGUUUUAACAUCGCCGUUGGCUGCGUUACUACCAACUUUGCCAUUCCAAGUUUUAAAACAAUUACUCGACGCUACACCCGCGACCACCGAUGAUGGUCUUCUUUUGCGUAAAACGACUAUCGAAGUGGGUGCUAUGCUUUUAUUGUUGAACUGUUUGGCGGUAUUUACCCAUCAAACAAAUCAGAACGACAACUCGGAGCAAAAAAUAACCGGGAACCAAGGUGAAGCAGGUCGUAGCGAUGAUAAUUCACAUUUGUAUUGGGCGAAGGGUACGGGAUUUGGUACCGGCUCUACACAACAGUCAUGGAACGUUGAGCAAGCGUUGAUGCGACAGAGAUCCGAGGAAGAGCACGUUACAGUAUUAUUGCAAGUUUUAGCAAGUUAUAUUGGUUCCGGUGGACAAACGCAAAGAGAACUGCCAGCGUCUUUUCCCGAUCUAUUAGCCAGAUCGUGUUUACUUCCAGCCUUGUCUUCAUAUUUAAGAAACGAUUCGGUGUUAGACAUGGCGAGGCACAUUCCUUUGUAUCGCGCUGUACUGCAAUUGCUCAGAGCUAUGGCCCUUUCGAAUCAAUUAGUUCCGCUCUUGUUACCUAGGGGGAAGUCUAGUGAACCGUCCGUCGUAUCGCUCCUAUCUAGCAUGAGGGUUUGCGUGGAUACGUACGUUCACAAGAUUAAUCGUACUAGGACUAAUAAAUCGAAAACGCUAUUCAAGUAUCCCGAUGAUACUGAACAGGACGAAGGUUUAGCAACGUUGAUUCCAGAUAUUCAAGAAAGUGCUACCAUAGUGCAAAAUGCCACUUCUAGGUUAUCAGGAAUCGAAGAAGAAUUACCUGGUCCUAGCCCCACGGCUCCAGAAUUACCUCUACGUUCUAUCGAACAACGAUACAUAGAAGUUAUGAAAAAUUUACAAUUUGAUACGUACGAAAUGAUCACCGAAAAUCCAGAAGCUGGUGGAUAUAAGUUUGCCGUCUCAUAUCAUUUUGAAUCCACUAUGAGGGCAGCUGGAGAAAGAAGUCAUCCUACGAGAGUGAAGAGAUUGGCGCAAGAAGCUGUCACACUUUCUACAGCGUUGCCAUUGUCAUAUAGCAGUAGCGUUUUCGUCAGAUGCGACGCUGACAGAUUAGACGUAAUGAAGGUACUCAUAACAGGGCCAGCGGAAACACCAUACGCAAACGGAUGCUUCGAAUUUGACGUAUAUUUUCCUCCGGAUUAUCCUAAUAGUCCGAUGUUAAUAAAUCUAGAAACUACUGGUCGUCAUACCGUGCGAUUUAAUCCAAAUCUAUACAACGAUGGAAAAGUCUGCUUGAGUGUAUUGAAUACCUGGCAUGGUCGCCCUGAAGAAAAAUGGAAUGCACACACUAGUAGUUUCCUUCAGGUCUUAGUAUCGAUACAAUCGCUGAUCUUAGUAUCAGAGCCUUAUUUCAACGAACCAGGAUACGAACGGUCGCGAGGUACAACGAGCGGAGCUCAAUCUAGUCAAGAGUAUAACGCGAACAUUUGUCAAGCUACUGCUAAAUGGGCGAUGCUUGAUCAAAUUCGCAAUCCAUGUCCUUGUUUUAAAGAGGUCAUACAUACUCACUUUUGGAUAAAGAGACAUGAAAUUGUUGCACAAUUAGAAAGAUGGAUAAGAGAUAUGGAAUUACACGGAUCAGAUAGAAGAUUUGGUCGUACUCUCUCUCUGAAUGCAUUAGCUUUAAGAAGACAUUAUAGUUUGUUGAGGGAAGAAUUGAGUAAAUUACCAACUCCUGAAGGCUUGGAAGAUUUGGUUGAACCGCUCGCAUCACCAGGCUCACCGAUCGAAUUGUCCGGCACUCCUGGCACCCCAAAUACGCCACCAGCAUCGACGGUUCCUCCAACUGGCACAAUUUCUACGCCAAUUAAUAACUCUGUUGGUUCCAUGAGCAAUGCAAGUGCUAGUAAUCAUGUACACCACGACAUCGACACAGACGUUGAGAUGGAGAAGAUGGUUUCAAAAGUGUGUGAAUAGCUAAAGAAUGUUAAUAGACAUUGUUGGACAUUUUGAAAAGUCUAUAUUGUUUGUGUUAUGACGGACAAAUAACGGACUGACCGGAAAUGAAAGGAAAUCCUAGUAACGUGGGAAAAUUUCAGUUGAUUGACGGAUGGUUAGAUGAUGAAUGAAAGAUUACUUGUAUCUUUUCGUUGAACACAUGACGAUAUCGAUAAAAAUGAGGAUAAUUCGGAAAAACGAAGAGGAUAAACGUAUGCGUGCAUGUAUAUGUGGUAUAUAUGAGGAUAGAGAGAAAUUUGGUAAGAGAAAGAAAUGAAUGAGCGAGAGAUAACGGAAUGAAUCGUGUAAAGAGAUAAGGAAAAAUGGAAAAAUACGAAGAAUGAAUGUUACGACGAGUGAAAGGGACGAGGAUGAAUCGAUAAAGAGAAAAAAAAAAAAAAAAAAAAAAAAAAAAAAAGAAAAAAAAAAGAAAGAAAGAAAGCGCAAGAAAUAGUCAGUGGUUAAAAAUUCGGUAUGAAUGUGAAUAACUCGUACGUAGUAGGUAACUCUCUGUGGCAACUGCUAUAUUAUAUGUACGCUGCAUUCUACUACUUCGUAUUAUCAUAAGUAACAACUCUGUUAUUCGAUAUUUAUUAUACGUGUUCCUCGUUUAUGUAGCCGGUAAUUCCCUAUCCUUCUCUUCCUUCCCCCAUCUCCCAAUAGCAAUGCGACUGACUUUAAACGACACUUAUUCCAACAAACGAGGCGAUGUUGAUAAUAAAACGGCGAAACAAAUAAUAAAAACAACGACGCGAACAUUAUGGAAGAACGGCUACGUGAAAUAUAUAUAUAUAUAUAUACAUAUAUAUAUAUAUAUAUACAUACAUACAUACACAUAUAUAUAUAUAUAUAUAUUGAUAUAUUAAAACAGUCACUCGCAAAUACGAAUAGGACGUACCCUAUAUACUGUAAUUUUGCGCGAAUCAAGUUAUCGCUUUUCCGUUGCAACGUUUAAAGUUUCGUUUCUCAUUAACACCACCAUCCUCUCUCUCCCCCUUAUAAUAGUAAAUCGUCUCAGCCGUUUAGCUCAGUAUCGCAUUGCUCUCGAUUUAUGAGUAGAAAACAGUGCAGAAAAUUGCUCCAUAAUGCAUGAUGCAGUUAGCACUUGAUAUGUGUGCGCAGUGUGAUUUAAUAUUUAUCGUGCCUGUAUCGAUUACGGUCCGCAUUGUAUUUUUUACGGGAAAUAAUAGUACGACGUGUUCGGCUUAAAAGUGAAUGCAUAUUUUUCAACAUCGAAUUCCUUUUUCCAUGAUUUCAUCGAAAACCCAAGAACAAGGCCAAGAUUUUAUCGAGUAGCCUUCACUUUUAAAAGAAUUGAGAUUUGCAUUCGAGUGACGAUGUUUCCUCUCUUUCAUUUCUUUUCUCUCUCUCUCUCUCUCUCUCUUCCUUUCCCUUUUUCUUUCUUUCUUUCUUUCCUUUUCUUUCCUCUCCUCUCCUUUCCUUUUCUUUUUUCUUUUUUUUUUUUUCCUUUCCAAACAUGAAUCGAAUCGAUCGANAAAAAAAAAAAAAAAAAAAAACGAAACGAAGAAAGGAUGGUACUACGAAGUCCUGUAAUUCUUCAUAGAUAAAAGGAACAAACUAUGGACAUUCGGGUAAAACGAAAUACCCUUUUGCAUUUGAUAUAAUUAA